AUAUAUACGAGAAAAGAAAUCCACCAUCCCUUUGCACUUCCCCACUGUAAAACUCUCUCCCUUUCGUUUUUAGGGUUUCUCUCUCUCUCUCAUCAAUUACAUCUGCAGGCUCUCCGAUGGCAGAAGAUCUUCAGUUCGCAUCUCGGACGGACAACAAGCGGAAGUACGAAGAAACACCCCCUCCACCUUCAUCGGCUCCUCGUCGUUCCACUGGAUUCUCCGCUCCGAUCGUUUCGCCGUCACCCGAUUCAACUCAUGCUCAUCCUCCUUCCUACAACAGUGUGCCGCCACCCGUUGAUGAGAUCCAACUCGCCAAGCAGCGAGCCCAGGAGAUCGCAGCUCGUCUCUUCAGCAGCGCUGAAGCGAAGCGUCCGCGCGUCGAAAAUGGAGGAGGCACAGAUGAAACGAAUGAUAAGGGAUUUAGCUCCGGUCCGACAGAUCUUGGACAGAAGCCUCCUGGUCAUCAAAUUGUGAAUUCCCAAGUUGGCAUGGCGCCUCCUUCAGUGAUGCCUGUAACGUAUGGUUUCCAAGGAACAAGUAAAAAGAUUGACAUUCCAAAUGGGAGGGUUGGUGUUAUCAUUGGUAAGGGUGGAGAAACAAUCAAAUACCUUCAGCUUCAGUCAGGAGCAAAGAUUCAAGUAACUAGGGAUAUGGAUGCCGAUCCUAAUUCUCUCACUAGAAUUGUAGAACUAAUGGGUACUCCAGAGCAAAUAAGCAAAGCAGAACAGUUAAUCAGUGAUGUUCUAGCCGAGGCUGAAGCAGGGGGUUCUGGCAUAGUAUCCCGAAGAUUUGCAGGGCAACCUGGAGCUGAGCAAUUUAUAAUGAAAGUCCCGAAUAACAAGGUUGGUUUAAUCAUUGGUAAAGGAGGUGAGACAAUAAAGAAUAUGCAAGCUAGGACAGGAGCUCGUAUUCAGCUGAUACCAUUGCAUCUGCCUCCUGGUGAUACUUCAACGGAAAGAACUGUACAAAUAGACGGCACCAAGGAACAAAUUGAAUCUGCAAAACAAUUGGUCAAUGAAGUUGUCAGUGAGAAUCGUGUUAGAAAUCCAACAAUGGCUGGAGGAUAUCCUCAGCAAGGCUAUCGGCCUCCACGUCCUCCGACGAAUUGGGGUCCACCUGGAGCACCACCUAUGCAGCAACCUGGCUAUGGCUACAUGCAGCCUGGAACUUAUCCGGGGGCACCACCUCAGUAUAACAUGUCUCAGCCACCUUAUGCUGGCUAUCCACCACAGCAAACAUCUGGAGGUUAUUCUUCUGGAUGGGACCAAACACCUGUCCCACCAAGUCAGCAAACCACCCAAGGUGGUGGGUACGACUACUACAACCAACAACCUCCAUCACAGCAGCAACAACAAACUCAAGGAGGGCCUUCAAAUCCUGCUGAUAACUCUAGUUACACUUAUGGUCAACCACCAACUUCUGGUUAUAAUCAGCAAGGUUCUUAUGGAGAAUCAAAUUAUGCUCAGCCACCUGCUGGGCAACAAGGCUAUCCGCAGGAUGGUUAUGGUGGUGGUUACCAUGCACCAGCACCUCAACCAGGGUAUGGGCAGCCGCAAUCAAAUCCACAGCCAGGAUAUGACCAGCCACAAAGCUAUUCAUCAGGACCAACCUAUGGAAGUGUGGGUACCACAGCACAAGAUGGAACUGCAGCAUCUUAUGGAGCACAAGGGGGUCCUACCCAAGUUCCUGCAGGACAAGUCCCUCCACCUGUACCACCUCCAGCUGCACCCCAGCAAGGAUAUACUGGUCAACAGCCAAAUAACACACCCCCAAGCUAUCCCUCACAGCAGCCGGGUUAUGGAAUGCCCCCAACUUCACAGCCAGGUUAUGGAAACCAACCACAGACUGGCUAUGGGCAGUCUACACCGCUUACCCAGCCAAGCUAUGUACCACCUCAGUCUCAGAAGGCACCUCCUAGUCAACCGUAUGGACAGGCCCAGCAGCAGCCUCCAACCACCCAGGGAGCAUAUGUUCAGCCAGUAGCUGGUCAACCCAGUUAUUCGCAUUCCCAGCCACCUCCAACACAAUCAGGCUAUGCUCAACCAGAUCAUCGUGCUCCACCAUCUGGCUUUGGGUCAGCUGGUCCUCAGGCAGGCUAUGGCCAGCAGCCUUAUGGUGUACCACCAGCAUCUGCUCAGCCUGGUUAUGGGCAGCAGCAGCAGCAGCCGCCGGCGGCAUACAGUGAUUCCUAUGGUGGUGGUUAUUCACAGCCUUCUGCUUAUUCUACUGACAGUGCUGCUGGAGGGAGUGUUCAUGGGACUUACGAUGCAGCUCCAGGUUCUCAGGCUGUUCCGCCUGUUCAGCAGAGUGGUGUUGCAAAAGCCUCCCCUCAAAGUUGAUAUUUUGUGGUUAGAAUUACCUUGCUGAUUUAUUAUUGGAUGUGUUCUGAAUACAAGUCUUAGGUUAGGUUUAGGGAUAUUUCAGCAGGUGGUGGGCAAAGUCGGUUAGUUGGCUUAUUUUGUUGGGAUUGUUGAGUUGUUUUUUAUGAUUGAACCUGAUUUUUAGCUGCUGUAUUACAAGUCAUGUUUGGCAGGGCUUAAAACAAGUGUUAGCGUUUAUUGCAUUUUACAAGCCAAAAGCAAACGCAAAAAGUGUUUAGUGGAAUAGCAGUAGGGAGCCCAUUAGAAAAAUUCAAGAAGAGCUUGUAUUCCAUCCUGGUUUUGCCCAUUUAAAUUUUUCUUAA
Molecule: messenger RNA, 2683 nt
Organism: Nelumbo nucifera (sacred lotus)
Lineage: Eukaryota; Viridiplantae; Streptophyta; Magnoliopsida; Proteales; Nelumbonaceae
Molecular function (GO): RNA binding
Source: RefSeq, a predicted model, not a curated record